GAAGAGCAGGAUUUGUCCUUUCCGCUUCCGGUGAUGUUCAGCGCCAGCUGCGUGGUUUAGCUUUCUGUGCUAACAGAGGAUUUUAAUAUUUACUCCUAUUCAUCUUCAUCUUCAUCAAGAUGUCCUACCACGACGAAGAAGAAGUGAGUUCACCUCUCUGUCUGUCUGUUUGUCUUUUUGUUCUGGUUUUAAUAACACGGUAGAAACAGUUACCGGCUGAUUUUAGCCUGUUAGCCUAUUAGCAUGUUAGCUUCAUAAUGGCAGAGAUGAUUAUUUAUCAGGUAAAAACUCACCUGAAUUAAAAUCUUAAGGUAGAGAAAUCUAUAGAGAUUAUUUUAAAAUAAUCUGGUUUGGCCUUCAUCUGCAGGGAGAUUAUAAUCUAGAGACUUAAACUAUCAGUCUGACAAAAACAUUAAAGGUUUAAUCUCCAGGAAAGUUCAGAUUAAUCUAAACAUGUCAGUGGGUAAAAAUGAUGUUUAUUGUCUGGGUUCAUUAUGACUUAUUAAAAUGACCUUCAGCCCCGUUUUAACUGAGCUUUCAGUUUUUAUCUUUCCAUCUUUUCCUCAACAACCUCUCACUCUGCUCCUUUUUCACAGUACGACCCUUACUCCUACACCAACGACUACGACCUGCACACAGGUGAGUCUGCACACGCCCCCUCACCUGAAGAUGAUGUCACAGUAUUAAAUACAUUUCUGUCAGUCAGAGGGUUUAUAAGGUCCUUUCCUGCUCACCUGUCAGGUGUGCUGCAUGACACUAAACUGUAACAUCAGCCCCGCCUCUGACCAGACAAACAGCCAAUCAUAAUUCAGGAAACAGAUUUUAGCACAGACCCUGGAACAACAUGAACAGGUGUGUGAUAAUGACUCCGCCUCCUCAGGUGACCCUAAAGCUGACCUGGCCUAUGAGCGUCAGUACGAGCAGCAGACCUAUCAUGUGAUCCCCGAGGUGAUCAAGAACUUCCUGCAGUAUUUCCAUAAAACCAUCUCAGACCUGAUCGACCAGAAAGUCUACGAGCUCCAGUCCAACCGGGUGUCCAGUGAGAGCAUCGAGCAGAAGAUCUACGAGAUCCAGGACGUCUAUGAGAACAGGUGAGGUGGCCUGAAGGUGGAGGUGUGAUGAAGACGUUUGAGACUUUGUUUGUUUGUUGGUUUGAAACUCGUCACACUGAGUGUCUGUCUGAGAAAUCUUUGACUUUUCUUCAGCUGGAAUAAACUGACGGACCGAUUCUUCAAAAACUCUCCGUGGCCUGAAGCCGAGGCCAUCGCAUCGCUGGUGGGAAACGGUGAGGAGAUCCUCCACCAUCCUCACACAGACACACACAAACCUGAACGUGACUAAACACACUGAUCAGCUGCAACAUGAAGAACGUGAGACGUGAAUCUGUGUGCAAUGAUCUCUGUGUGUUUGUGUGUCUGCAGAUGCUGUCUUCCUCAUCCUCUAUAAGGAGCUCUAUUACAGACACAUCUACGCUAAAGUCAGCGUGAGUACCUGAAGACUCCGGAGCUUUGGUUCCACCUAACAGUCCACAACAGUUUGGUUCCACUCCGAGUUUCCUCGGUCUGAAGUUUGUUAAGGUUACAAAAUAACAGAUGGUUCCCCUCUGUUGGAGGACCAGGUGUUCUUAUCAGGUGGAAGUAGAUCCUCUAAGAAGCAGAAGAAGGAUCUGAUCUCUUCUUAUUGGAUCAGACACAUUAUAAACUUUUAUGAACCAUUUUAUGGACGUUAGAGUCGUAUCAGGGGAUGUUUUCAGGAGUUAGACAGGUGUCUGGGUUUAACAGUGAGAUUUAAAGAGUUAAUCUGAGGAGACAGAAGAGGCUGCAGAGGGAGAUUAAACAAGAGGAGACAUUUUUAUUAUUGAAUAGACGACAUAACGACCAGAUGACUUAUAACUUUUACAACUUAAAGGUGUUGUAGUUCAGGAUCUGAGUUAGUCCCAGUUUUUAGGAGAAAUCUUGAAUGUAAACUCUACCCCUCCAACCAGUUUUCCCCUCAGCUCCUCCCCUCCCUCUCUUAAGCCCCGCCCACAAACAGACGCUCCUGCUCGCUCGUAUCGUUCCGAUUAAAUUCAGAUAUAAUGCAGAUAAAUCCUUCAGAUCAUUACAAAUGGGGCCCAGUCAAGGUGAAAGUCAAAAGCAUUGGUGCUACUGUAGAUGCCAACAGACUACCAGCAAACACAAUGUUUGCAGGACUUCUACAACGAGGAUAAAGUGACAUAGUCCAGGACCCGAGGGAGGACAGUUUAGCGAUGGCGCUACAACACGCUACAGCAGGUCCGUUUGACAAGAAACACUUCUGUUACAGACACUUGUCUUACUUUGUUAAAGCGGUUUACCUGUCCAGCAGAAAGGUUACAGGGUCACCAAGAUCCCCAAGCGUCCCCCAUCGUUGAUGUUGACCCGGCUUUUUAGCUCUUGUCCGGUCUACCUCCGUUUUAAGCGCCUGUUAUUCCUCCAGAGUCUCCGGUAUUUACUUUGUUUUCUUGCUUGUGUCGGCAGUCGUGGCCAAAGGAGGAUUCAGACAAUUUUCCGAACUUUCUGGUUGGUUUCUACUGUCCGAUAUUGUAGCACGCUAACUUUGUUUGGGCUCCUGAACGACACGGGGGAGCAGCGUCUGCCUCACAACCAAUCAGGUUAGAGGAGGUGGAGAACGGCUUUGUUUACAGUCAGAAAGAGCGGACCGCUCAAAAAUGUUCAAAUGUUGACGACACAGACAUAAGAGAACACAGAGAUAUCGAUAUAUUACCAAAUAAUCAAUAACUAAUAACUAUUGACUGAUAUUCAAAGAGUUUUGUAAAUACAAAAUAAAAAGAUGCUUCUUUAACAGAUUCCUGACCUUUAACUUCCUCUCUAAAAUAAAAUGAAGAUGAAACAGAGAAACAAACAUCCAAAAUUUACCUGAAGGUACAAAUAAAUUAACCUUUGACCUUUGACACACUUCAGGGACCAUCUGUACUGAAACAAACUGGACCUCUGUGGUGUAAACAUGUUUAAAAACCUGUUAAAAGCUUUUAAAGUUGAUGUUUGAACAUGUUUCCUUCUCUGAUCUUCAGGGUGGACCAACUCUGGAUCAGAGGUUUGAGUCGUACUACAACUACUGCAACCUCUUCAACUACAUCCUGAGUGAGGAGACCAACAAACAUACACACAUGAUACACACAUAAUACACACACAGUAUCAGCUGAUCACUGGAGAGUGUAAUGACAAUAUCUGACCUUCAACAGACGCCGAUGGCCCCGCCCCCUUGGAGCUUCCUAACCAAUGGCUGUGGGACAUCAUUGAUGAGUUUAUUUAUCAGGUCAGUAGUUUUGUGAUUCCUGGUCCUUCGUCAGUUUAAAAUCAGUUUGUUUGAAACGAUGCGAACGCCGAUCAUGUGACCGCGUCUGUUUCCCGCCUCAGUUUCAGUCGUUCAGUCAGUAUCGCUGUAAAACGGCCAAGAAGUCCGAGGAGGAGAUCGAGUUUCUGAGGAACAACCCAAAGAUCUGGAACGUCCACAGCGUCCUGAACGUGCUGCACUCGCUCGUCGACAAGAGCAACAUCAACCGUCAGCUGGAGGUCUACACCAGCGGGGGUGAGGAGGGGUCCGUCUGUUCGGGAGGGCGGGGCGUUAAAGUCUUUAUUUACUGAAGUUAGAGGCUGAAAGAGCUCAGAGUGAAGGUGCUGCUCGCUCUGACGUGUUUUCAUCGUGUUGUAGGAGAUCCGGAGAGCGUCGCCGGGGAGUACGGACGCCACUCUCUGUAUAAGAUGUUGGGAUACUUCAGUCUGGUGGGUCUGCUCAGGCUGCACUCUCUGCUGGGGGAUUAUUAUCAGGCCAUUAAAGUCCUGGAGAACAUCGAGCUCAACAAGAAGGUAAAUCACAUACACACACACACACACACACACACACACACACACACACACACUGAAUAUGAUCGGAGGCGAAGGAGGCGGGACCUUCCCCUUCCGCCCUACGAAGAAAAUAUCACAUACAGGACCUUCGAUUUAUUUAUUCUGCAUGUUUUAACGUCCCUCUGCUGCCCCCUAUCUGUCUGGCAGAGCAUGUACUCCCGUGUGCCCGAGUGUCAGAUCACCACCUAUUACUAUGUGGGCUUCGCUUACCUGAUGAUGAGACGCUACCAGGACGCCAUCCGAGUGUUCGCCAACAUCCUGCUGUACAUCCAGAGGACCAGGAACAUGUUCCAGAGGUCCACGUACAAAUAUGAGAUGGUAACGCAAACACACUCGGAGGUUUUUUAUUGGACAAAUUCAGUCUCCGGUGUUUGUGAAACCAUGGUAACGGCCGCUGCUGUGAUCUAAUCUCUCCUCAGAUUAACAAACAGAACGAGCAGAUGCACGGCCUGCUCGCCAUCGCCCUCACCAUGUACCCCAUGAGGAUCGACGAGAGCAUCCACACCCAGCUCAGAGAGAAAUACGGAGACAAGAUGCUGCGCAUGCAGAAAGGGUGAGACGAGUGUUUCUGCGGCUCAGUCACUCAGUACCCGUGAAGAUCUGUGUCACAUGACCUUCUGUGUUUUCGGUCUCCGCUCAGGGACUUGGCCGUGUUCGAGGAACUCUUCAGCUUCGCCUGUCCAAAGUUUUUGUCUCCUGUCGUCCCGAACUACGACAACGUUCAUCCAAACUACCACAAAGAGCCGUUCCAGCAGCAGCUGAAGGUGUUCGCCGAGGAGGUGCAGCAGCAGGCGCAGCUCUCCACCAUCCGCAGGUACAGACAGAGGUCAAAGGUCACUCUGUGGGUGAACCUCCAUCCCAGGAGGUCCUCAUGUUUUCUCCUUGGAGUCCAUCGUCUAUUGUAACAAUGCAUCAAUGUUCUUACUAAAGAAGUGAGGGGAAAAAAACGAACCCAGUCAGUUUGUUUUUACGGUUUCAAUUAAAGCAGCUGUGAAAACCUUUGGAUUUGUGCCGAUUCUGGCGCCCCCCUGUGGACAAAGUGAAACUUCUGAUCUAUGUACAUGUGAAAGAAGUGCUUUAAGACAAAAACAAUAUCCUGUCGUCUGACACAGAAACAAGUAGAAAGAGAAAAGAUGACAAGAAAACGAGAAAUUAUCGACUUUAUUCCUGAGGGUCACAAAGAGGAAUCAGCGUCAGUGUUCGUCUGCUGAUGUGCUCACAGUCUCUCCAUCCCUCGCAGAGACCUCCUGACUGGGCUCUGUAGUAACACAUGCUGUCUGUCUGUCUGUCUGUCUGUCUGUCUGUCUGUAGCUUCCUGAAGCUCUACACCACCAUGCCUGUGGCAAAGCUGGCCGGGUUCCUGGACAUGUCUGAGCAGGAGUUCAGGAUCCAGCUGCUGGUCUUCAAACAUAAGAUGAAGAACCUGGUGUGGACCAGUGGGAUCUCAGCUCUGGAUGGAGAGUUUCAGUCGGCGUCUGAGGUCGACUUCUACAUCGACAAGGUGAGUCAGAGACGGCUCAUGUUUUCAGCUCAUGAAGAUUCAUGAAGCUCCAGCUCUCGCUCUUCGUGUGUCAUUGAUGAUCUUUCUCUCUGUUAGGACAUGAUCCACAUCGCCGACACCAAGGUCGCUCGACGUUACGGAGACUUUUUCAUCCGACAGAUCCACAAGUUUGAAGAGGUGAGCUGGGAUUUAUUAUCCUCUUACAGAUGUUAGUCCCUGGUACAGUGUGUGUGUGUGUGUCAGAGUCUGAAGUUCUGCUCUGCCUUCCAGUUGAACCGGACUCUGAAGAAAAUGCCGCUCAGUGGCUCGUCUGCAACGUCUAGCAGCUCAACCAACCGCGGAGUCUGAGCUCAGAGACCUGCAGGGAUUUAAUAAACUGUUAAAGAUGAAACUUUUCUAUGUAACUCAGAAACAAUAAAGAGAUGGAGCCAUGCUGAAACUGUG
Molecule: messenger RNA, 5832 nt
Organism: Xyrichtys novacula (pearly razorfish)
Lineage: Eukaryota; Metazoa; Chordata; Actinopteri; Labriformes; Labridae
Source: the annotation of a GenBank genome assembly